GGAGCGGACAGUCUGAUCCAGGCGAGCACACGGGCUGCGGAGGCUGACACGCGCUCACGGCGCACACUCAAGAAAACUAAAGUUUUGGAAGUGCUGAUUGACAGCUAACCGUGUUUUUUUUUUCCUCCUCAAGAGGGGAAUGAAUCUCCUUUCACUGGAAAUUGUUUGCACCAUAACCGGUUUUGAGGCGGCAGCGAGGCGCGGCGGCGGCGGAUGGGAACGCAGAGCAGCGGCAGCAGCGCCAAACUCACAAUGCGCCCGGAGUGAACGGAGGCGAGGAGACAAUACGGACCCGCGGGCGCGCUGAGGAGCUCCGAUCCCCGCGUUUUCCCCGGCGAGACCUCCCCCAGAGCGGCACCUCCCUCGCCCGCGACGGCUUUAUUGAUUGAUCGGGACGACACUGACUUCGCAGCGAGGGCGAGCGGUCUGAUCCCCGAACUCAGCCAUGACGUCUCCGGCGAAAUUCCGAAAGGACAAGGAGAUCGUGGCGGAAUAUGAGGCUCAAGUUAAAGAGGUCCGUGCUCAGCUGGUGGAGCAGCUCAAGUGUCUGGACCAGCAGUGCGAGCUGAGGGUGCAGCUGCUCCAGGACCUGCAGGACUUCUUCAGGAAGAAAGCAGAGAUUGAGAUGGACUACAGCCGCAACUUGGAGAAGCUCGGCGAGAGGUUCCUGACCAAGACGCGCAGCACCAAGGACCAUCUACUGAAGAAGGAGCAGAGCAUUUUGUCUCCUGUGAGCUGUUGGAACCUCUUACUGCUUCAGGUGAAGAGGGAGAGUCGAGACCACGCCACCCUGUCUGACCUCUACCUCAACAACAUCAUUCCCCGCUUUGCACAGAUCAGCGAGGACUCGGGGCGCCUCUUCAAGAAGAGCAAAGAGGUUGGCGUACAGCUGCAAGAAGAUCUGAUGAAAGUCCUUAAUGAGCUCUACACGGUGAUGAAGACAUACCACAUGUACAACACCGACAGCAUCAAUGCCGAGUCCAAGCUGAAGGAGGCGGAGAAGCAGGAGGAGAAGCAGAUGGGACGCUCCGGUCGACAGGACGACCGGCAGACGCCGCGCUCCCCCGAUGCCCUGGCCAGCAUCAAGACUGAUGAGAAACCAGUGCGACGCUCCAGUGUCAAGAAAAUCGAGAAAAUGAAGGAGAAGAGACAAGCAAAGUACACGGAGAACAAGCUGAAGGCCAUCAAGGCCCGGAACGAGUAUCUGCUGGCCCUCGAGGCGACCAACAGCUGCGUCUUCAAAUAUUACAUCCACGACCUCUCCGACAUUAUUGACUGCUGUGACCUGGGCUACCACGCCAGCUUGCAGCGUGCCCUGAGGACCUACCUGUCUGCCGAGCAGAACGUGGAAACGUCCAGACACACGGGCCUGGAGACGCUGGAGGGAGCCACCGAAAGUCUGGAGCCCAAUGGAGACAAACAAAAGCUGAUGGAGACGUACAACAACGUCUUCUGUCCCCCCGCUCGCUUCGACUUUCAGUCCCACAUGGGAGACACGAUGGGAGUGGUGUGUGCACAGCAGGCGCUGGAGAGCGACCUGCACCAGAGGUGUCAGCAGCUCAAGUCCCGCCUCUCCACGCUCACCAUCGAGAACGAAGAGGUGAAGAAGACCAUGGAGGCCACGCUUUCCACCAUCCAAGACAUGGUGACGGUGGAGGACUACGACGUCUCCGAGUGCUUUCACCACAGCAACAGCAUGGAGUCGGUCAAGUCCACCUUCAGUGAGUCCUAUCUCAGCAAGCCCAGCCUGGCCAAGCGACGGGCCAAUCAGCAGGAGACUGAGCAGUUUUACUUCACGAAGCAGAAGGAGUUUUUGGAGGGUCGCAGCCUGAUCACAAAGCUGAAGGCCAAGCAUGACCUCAUCCAGAAGACCCUUGGAGAGAGUCAGAAAACCGACUGUUGCCUUGCCAGUGGAGGGAGAAACUUGACAGAACGGAAGCAGGACUCGAGCGAGGCCAUUCCUCUUAUAGCCGAGAGCUGCAUCCGCUUCAUCAGUCGCCAUGGUCUGCAGCAUGAAGGCAUCUUCAGAGUGUCGGGAUCUCAGGUGGAAGUUAAUGACAUCAAGAACGCUUUCGAGAGAGGUGAGGACCCGUUGGCUGUGGACCAGAAUGACCACGACAUGGACUCUAUUGCUGGUGUUUUGAAGCUCUACUUCAGGGGACUGGACCAUGCCCUGUUCCCCAAGGAAGUCUUCCAUGACCUCAUAUCCUGUGUGUCCAUGGAAAGCCUCCAGGAGCGAGCAGCCCACAUUAAGAAAAUUCUGCAACCGCUUCCAAGUAAAACCCUCAUCAUAAUGAGAUAUCUGUUCGCCUUCCUCAACCACCUGUCUAACUACAGCGAAGAGAACAUGAUGGACCCCUACAACCUGGCCAUCUGCUUUGGUCCCACUCUGAUGUCUGUGCCUGAUGGCCACGACCAGGUCUCCUGCCAGGCCCACGUCAACGAACUCAUCAAGACCAUCAUCAUCCACCAUGACACCAUUUUCCCCGGACUGCAGGAGCUGCAUGGUCCUAUCUACACCAUCCCUGGAGCAGGAGAUGACUUUUGCGGACUGCACACCGACGGUCCACACUGCGAGCCCCCCGUCGUGGAAGCGCCGGCACCUGAAACGGCCUCCGUGAGCCAGAACAACAGCGAAGAUGGCUCCUUGGCUGUUUCAGAGUCAGACCCCAUAGAAGCCGUCGCUCGGUUCGACUACACCGGACGGACGAACCGGGAGCUGUCGUUCAAGAAGGGAGCCUCUCUGCUUUUGUACCAGCGGGCCUCUGAUGACUGGUGGGAGGGAAGGCACAACGGAAUGGAUGGACUUGUGCCACACCAGUACAUUGUUGUCCAAGACGUGCCUGAUGGCGGUCGGGGAAGUCCGAAGCCUGAUGUUGACUCCAGGGACCUGUUGGAGGAGAGGGUGUCCACUAGAGGCAGCGCUGCUUCUCCUACUGGGGCUCAUGUGGCUGACAUCUACCUAGCCAACUUGAACAAGUUGAGAAAACGCCCAGAGUCCACAAGCAUCCGGAGAACAUUCAGGAGCUCGGAGAGUGACAGCACCAGUCCGGGGGCCAGUGGAGGAGCGGGGGUGAGAACCGCUUCGCUUCCUGUUGGCGGAGCUCUAGUGAAGGAAACCGGGGACAAGCGGCCUGUCAGUGCCCACAGCAUUCUCAACUCGGUCACCCGUCACUCCUCUCUCAAGACCAAGGUGGAGAGUCCACAGUUGAGGAAGACAACAACAGCGGGCCGCUCCAAGAGCUUCAGUAACCACAGACCACUGGACCCUGAGUUGAUCGCUCAGGUGGAGCAUGGCUCACAGGAUAUGGAGGUGUCCAUGAGCUCCACCAUGCACGAGAUCAGCAAGUUCGACAGACAGAGCACCUCCAAACAUACACACGCCCCUGAUGUGGUCCUGGACACGCUGGAGCAGCUGAAAGGCGUGGGCGGCGGUGGAGGCGCCUCGGAGCCCUCCAGCCCGCUCCACUCCCGUCUUUUGCGGGACGGUGAAGGUGGGACCUCACAUGGCCACCCGCUGCAGCGCAGCGCCUCCUCCGCCAGCGACGUACCCUCCUCCUUCCGCCCUGCCAAGAGCCAGCCCCGGAGCCCCCUGCCCUCCACCACAUCCCCAUCCUUGUCCUCCUCCGCCCUCUCUUCCUCUGUACCUUCCUUUAGGGAGCUGCGCCCGCCUGCGACCAGGCCCAAGCCGGUGGUGUUCCCCAAGGGCGGAGGAGGAGGCAGUCCGGCAAUGGGCUCCCCUACCUCCACUGUUCCACCUACACCUCCUCCUCCAUCUGCAAGCCACACACACUCUCUCCCUCACGCUCCCCCUCCUCCACCUUCACCCCAGUCUAACGACAAAUCUUGUCCUGCUUAGAUCACCUUGAUCGGCACAGUACUGAUCCUUACAAACUUUUAGAUUCCUACAGCUCGUCUACCAGGUGCAGGAAGCACUUCUUUACUUCACACAUGACCCCCCUAACCCACUACCCGCGUGUAGCAUUCACCUCUUGGUGUCCAGGCUUUUUCCAGUUUUUCCUUAGAGUGUAUUUUGCUCUCUCCUGGCAGCUCAGAUUACUACAGGUCAACCAUCAUAGGGCGCAAACAGCCUUAAGGCCCCUCAAAGAUGCAUCUCCUCUUUGCCACCGGAGAGAUUCCAGGAAUCACUGGAUUUUAAAAUCUUGUACAAGGGAACAGGACUCAGGAAGGGCGCCUACACCCCAGGAGUGCCGGGAGCUUAAAUACUCAAGUUUGCAAUGUUUGAAAUGGUGUUUGAGUGAGCGUGCAUCAAGAGUUUAACUUGCCUUUUCAACUUAGGUGUAAGUGAGGAAACAAAGACGCACCAUUUGAUUUUGUACAGUAGACAUGACUGUUUUCUUUUUGAUGACACCAUGACUAAAAGACUGUAGAUGAGUGUUUGAUUUCUGAGAAUAGACUGUGAAACACUAGGGUUUUGCUCUUUGUAGAAGUGAAAUGCGCCGACUUGCCGCCUCAGAAGUGGAUGACUUCUGAGAGAAAGGUGGACUUUUAGGAUGAUGAAAGAAAACUGGGCCAAAUCUCAGAGCAAGUCUUGUGAUCAAGAGCAUAACUUUAUCUCUUUCUCCAGUGUUUGAUAUGUUGGUGGGUUUUUUUCCUUUUAAAAUACUGUUCAGUACUGCAAGCUGGAGCGCAACGGGUGCAGUGUUCUCCAAUACACCUGACUUGGAUACGAGUCAUUCUAAAUCCAGAUAUAGCAAUAAAACAAUGAGAACUGGUGGUUUGAGGCAUUAUGCUGCUUCGUGCUUGCAGCUGUAGUACGUGUGUGUAGGGGACCACUGAAACACUGCAUUUUUAUAUGUUGGAUUGUACUCGCGCACACAAACACACACACAUCUUUUGAGAUCUGUGUGUGGCGGUGUUUUGUGGCAGCUAAACACCUUACAGGUUUUCCUUGCAUGCUGGGGCCAUAGACAGCAGCCACAUCAGCCGCUUGGCUGAUUGCAUUGGUUUAUGUAUGUGCAGUACCAUCUAUAAGACUACUUCGAACACCUUGCUCCUUUAACUGUAUAUGUCACUUAACAGAACAAUAGGUCUUAUUAUUCUCACGGUGUGUAUGUAUGUUUAUUAUACAUGAUGAUAACUGGAAGCCUGGAGCUGAUGAUCCUCCUGAGUGUGUUUAGAGAGAAGCACAACCAAACACCUCAUCCAAUGCGCUCUUAAGCAAAGCCUGCUUUUAUUAUUACCUUUUCCUCGGUUGUUUAUUAAUGCUCCAAGUCUGUUUUGGUGAAAUGUGCAACUGUGUAGCUGUCUGGGUGUGUGCUUGUGUGAGCAUGCGUGGAAGUAGAUUAUGUAUGCACCUCACGCCCCCUGCACACCCAUCAAGAAAGGGAAACCCAUCCAACAUCAACAGUUGUCUGACACACACACACACACACACACACACACACACACACACACACACACACACACACACACACACACACACACACACACAGGAAAGCCCUUCUCCCUCAUUUGGGGUGCCAGCAGCCGGAGUGCUGAAUAAUUAUGCACUGUGUACAUGUAACCUGAAAAAAAAAACCUGCAGGGAUCCAAGAAAUGUCUUGUCUUCAGUCGCUGCUGUAACAGCACCAGUGACAGUCCAGCUUUAAGUAGCAAGAGGUUGAGAAACCAAAUGUUAAAGACUUAAAGUGAGACAAACUCUUUUUAUACUGUAUGUGUAAUUUUGCAAAAUUAGAUGACAUAAUUAAGAAACGUAAAUAAUUUUGCAAACACUGACUCUGGAGACAUGCGGUUCAGGAUGAACUGAAUCUAGCCUUUUUGAAAUAGUAUUUCAUUCUUGAAAAAGUAUUGAACUUACUUUACCCACGUUGUCAUAAUGUCCUCUUUUAUCACAUGUUCCCCUUUUGUCUACAACACAACACACACUGCAUUCCCAUAUGUUCUCUACCAGGUAAUGAGUUGUGUUUUAUUCUUUAUGUCCAUAUACUGUUUUGUAUUUGUGUUGCUCUUACCUCAUUACAACAACUGGAGGGGCCGUGACUGUGGGAGUGUUUGUGGUGAGAGAUGAACUCAACUUGUCGACAUGUACACUUUGACACAUACAGACAUGCAUGUGGGCGGUUGGGGUGCUGCGUUCCAGCUGUGCAGGUGGGACCCUCUUCCGUCUCCAAUCAAUCAUCAUGCACUUGAACAACUUGGUUUGCGUGUGGACUAACUGUGUGGGGAUCAUUUGUUGAAAUUGUUAAAUAUGCAUUUUUGUGUCGAUUUGAAAACUGCAGAACUAAAAAAAGACUGUAAUGUCAAAUCUAUUUAUAGUUGUCUCUGUAUUACUGGAGAAUCCUGUGUUCAGAUGUGCUUUGUACAUACAAUGUUGUACAUUACAGAGGUACACUCUUUUUUUGGUACAGUAUUGUACAGUAAUAGCAAUAGUAGUUUAAUCAAAUAGGUCUUAUAUAAUUCUGUGUAGUACUUGUAGUAGAUCUGUUUUUAAUAAACAUUGCUUGCUAUAAA
Messenger RNA from Betta splendens (Siamese fighting fish), 6474 nucleotides. It is a transcript of the gene srgap2, whose product is annotated as SLIT-ROBO Rho GTPase activating protein 2. The record is from RefSeq and is a predicted model, not a curated record. Lineage: Eukaryota; Metazoa; Chordata; Actinopteri; Anabantiformes; Osphronemidae. Gene Ontology annotation, biological process: signal transduction; negative regulation of cell migration. Gene Ontology annotation, cellular component: cytoplasm. The transcript has 23 exons. Gene Ontology annotation, molecular function: protein binding. The coding region runs from base 446 to 3859 and encodes 1137 amino acids.